AUGCACUCUGUCGUUAGUCCGUUGAUUGUGCAGUCGUGCUGUGGUUGUACCGAGCGAGACCGGAAAUCUGAUCAUAGUGCAACAAGAAAAUCCCAGAGAGAAGAAUUCACAAGCAGUAGCCCAAGAGGUGGAUGAAAUGGCGGAAUGGGAGAAUCCUGCUUCAUUGGUAUCCACAGCAGCCAAAGAGAACUCAGUAAACAGUUGUGAGAAACUGGACUGCUUCAUGGUCCUGCAUCCCGCAGAGGAGAUUACCAUCGGCUCCAUCUGUUUCCUGGCAGGUCCGAUCACUCUGCUGGAGAACGCUCUGGUGCUGGGAGUGAUCGCCACCACAGCCUCUCUACGCCAGCGACCCUCCUAUCUCUUCAUUGGCAGCCUCGCUCUGGCUGAUGUCUUCGCCAGCUGCUUCUUCACCUCCAGCUUUUUGGACUUCCACCUCUUUCACCAAAGCGAUGGCCCCACUGCCUACCUCUUCAAGCUAGGUGGUGUCACCAUGGCCUUUACCAGCUCUGUGGGAAGUUUACUACUGACUGCCAUGGACCGCUACCUUUGCAUUCACCGGGCCUCCGACUACAAGGUGCUGCUGACCCGGCGGCGAGCCCUGCUGAGCAUGCUAAUCCUCUGGAGCACCACCAUCUUGAUCUCCUUCUUGCCCCUGAUGGGCUGGAGGUGUCCCACCGGCCUCACUCCACCCUGCUCACGUCUCUUCCCCUACAUCAACCAGGGGUAUCUGGCCUGCUGGACCAGCUUCAUCUUGGUGCUUCUGGCUCUUAUUUUGGGGGCUUACGCUCUCAUCCUGUUAAAGGCCCACCGCCAUGAAUCCUCCAUGAACAGCAUACAUGGGCCAUCAGGUACAGGCCACAACCGCAUGAGGAUGGAUAUCCGGCUGGCUCGUACCUUUGGUCUGAUCCUGCUGAUACUCGUGGGCUGCUGGCUUCCGGCACUGUCCUUCAUGCUAGCAGACACCUCUGUGAUCCUGACCCGUUCCGAGCAGAGGGCCUUUGCCUUCUGCAGCACCCUCUGCCUGGUGAACUCUGCAGUCAACCCACUGCUGUACGCCCUGCGUUGCAGAGAGCUGAGAGUCGCUAUGCUGCAGCUUGUACAGAGGCUUCGUGUGAUCGGGAGGUGUAAAACGACCACAGAGGAUUUAACCCCAGGACUGCCCUCUGCAGAUGACAACUUUACUGCCAUCACCGAGGACGAGAUGCCCCAGCUCGGAACCACACGAACCAGCUCCAUCUCAGGGUUCGUCAACGACAAUCCGCAGCCGGACGUCGGGAAAUGAAGGAGGUGAAUCGAAGGUGAAGCUAAACACAGAUGGAAAAUAUCUAUGGAGAUGUACAUGUAGUGAAAAUUGUGAUUCAAAAUAAACUUUACUGUAGAUUAAGAGUAAAAUCUACAUUAAACCAUUUUGCAGGAUUCAUUAUCAUAUAUAUUUAAACCGGCAGUGAUUGAAUAAGACUAGUGGGGUCAAAAUGAUUUAACAUUAACUUCUAAAUUAGUUUGUGGAUAAAAGUGAUGCGGAACAUGUGACAUAUUGUGUUAUUACAUGCAAUUACAACAGCAACAAAACUGAGCUUGUAAGGAAUACGUUUGUAGCCAUAUCUUUUUACUUAAAUCAAUUAUUUUUUGUUUUAGCUAUUACUCUUUUUGCAAUUUCCACUAAGGAUGAUUAGUAUGGUAUGAUUUUAGUUUAUAUUACCCUAUUUGCAAAUAGGAUACAUGUAGUUAUAAUAAGUAUAAUGACUGAAAGGAAUUAAAACCUGUAAUAUAUAUAUAUAUAGUGGAGAUAGAUUUGUAUAGGUCAAGCAAAAAGGUUUUGUGUGUUGAGCUUUUUUCAGCGUGAUGAUGCAAUGUGACCAUCUAACCUAUAACCUUUGACCUCUCUGUCAUCGCUUUAAAGCUCCCAAUAGUUUCCUGUGAACUGAACUUUUGUGUGAAGGAUUUGCCGUUCGUAUAUGUGUAUGUCCGAGUGUGUUUGUCCCUGAGCUUGCGAGCACAGAGGAGCCUCAGGGUUGCAUAUAUCCUAUCUGCACAUGAAUGCCAGGACUCCACAAAAGCCCCCAUGCAGGGAAGGAUUUCACACAAUGUUCACCACAUGAAUCCAAGCCGUGUGCCGAGGUAAAUGAGGCACCGGCCGGGAAGAGAGAACAAGCACUGAAGCACUAGAACACUCUUUGCAACAGAGACUGUCGGCAGCUGCAGUAAAGCACAAACUGACAUGGACACUCAAAGCCACAUGUGGGGUAAUAAA
Platichthys flesus (European flounder) is the source of this 2251-nucleotide messenger RNA. It is a transcript of the gene cnr2, whose product is annotated as cannabinoid receptor 2. Gene Ontology annotation, cellular component: membrane. Lineage: Eukaryota; Metazoa; Chordata; Actinopteri; Pleuronectiformes; Pleuronectidae. The coding region runs from base 137 to 1282 and encodes 381 amino acids. Gene Ontology annotation, biological process: cannabinoid signaling pathway. The transcript has 3 exons. The record is from RefSeq and is a predicted model, not a curated record. Gene Ontology annotation, molecular function: cannabinoid receptor activity.